AUGAAUGCGUCCAGUCGGUACUCAAGACCACCAAACGAAUGCAGUUCAAACAAUACAAAUCAAAUGGGUGUUAUAGAAUAUUUAUACACUAAAGGAGCAAAAUUACAUCAACGCGAUGAAGAGGGCAGAACAAGUUUGCACCAUGCUGUUCUGAGACGAUCGUGUCUUGAAAAUGCAAAACAAUUGAUUACGUUAAUAAAAGAUCAUGAACGUAGAAAUGAUGUGAUGGCAAGUGGAAAAAAGAAAAAGAUAUUAAAUGAACAAGAAGAAUCGUUAAUUAAUGCACGAGAUGCUCAAAAUGGAACAUCACUUCAUUUCGUAUGCCGUUUUGUUGAUACUGAUGCACAAAAUAAUGUCUCAGAAAAUAUUGUACAGUUACUUAUUGAUAGUGGAGCACAGGUAGAUGCUGUAGAUAAAAAUUAUUGUACCCCGUUACAUUAUUGUUUACAACAACAACUAAAUAAUUCAAUAAAUAUGAAAUCAGCAACAGUUCAAGAAUAUAUUGAAAUGCAAGAUAAAAAUAACAAUACUGCAUUAUGUUUAGCAGCUGAACAUGGUUGUGAAGAAACUGUUAAAAUUCUAUUGAAAAACAAAGCUCAACGUAACGCACGAGGAAAAGAAUUUUAUCAACCAAUACAUUUAGCAGCAAAAUCCGGUAAUGUCAGAGUAUUAGAAAUUUUAUUAGAUGAUGCAUCAAUGAAUGUUCAGAAGUUAUCAGUAAAAUCAAAUAAAGAAACACCAUUACAUGUUGCGUGUCAAUAUAAUCGUACGGGUGCUGUACAACAUUUAAUACAAUCACUUACACAGAAUAAAACAAGAAUUUCAGAUCAUAUUGAACACGCUGACAAUAAAGAUUACACGCCUCUAUUAACAGCUGCCUAUUAUGAUCAUUUUGAUUGUGUUAAAACAUUAGUUAAAAAUGGUGCUAUUAUGACCGAUGUUAAGGAUGAUGGAGAAAGAAAUAUAUUACAAAUAUGUGCUAAACGACUAAGUAUAAAUGUUUUAAAAGAAAUUUUGGUUCAACUCCCUGAAAGAAAACUACAUGAGAUGGUCAAGAAUUGUGAUAAAUUUGGUAAUAAUCCGUUGCAUUCAACUGGUCGAGCCAAUAAUAGUCACAUACAUUCGCCUGAUAUUGACAAAAAAGAAGUAGAAAUAUGUCAAUUAUUAUUAAAUACAUUCAUGAGUAAGCAACAAUCAUCUACAAUAGAGUCAGAAAGAGAUACCGCUUCAGCAUUUGUUAAACAUUCAACUGAAAUGAUAACGAAAAGAAAUAACGAUUACCGAACACUAUUAUAUGAAGCAUGUUUAAGAGGAAAAGUGGCAUUUAUACAAUAUUUAGUAGAAAAAAUUAUAACAAAAGAGCGACACAGUUUAUUAGAAGUUGUUGAUGAUGAGUUGAAAACCGCCUUACAUAUUGCUGCUGAUGUUGGUCAAGUUGAAAUUGUCAAACUGUUAAUUGAAUAUGGUGCAAAUAUUGAAGCACGAGAUAUGAAUGAUUCAACGCCAUUAUACGAAGCUUGUUCUAGAAAUCAAUAUCGUUGUGCUAAAUUAUUAAUUAAAAAUCAUGUACCAUUAGAUGAUAUUGAUGAAAAAGGUUGUACACCACUUCAUCUGGCAAAAUUUAUUUCACAUACAUCAUGGAUGAAAUCAAUGAAAAAUGCUCAAUUGAAAACAUUUGUCACCGAUCGUGAAAUAGAAACAGAUACACCAUUGCGAAAAUCAAUUCGUUUAAUGCCAGUAAAAGCUGAAGAAGUUUUGAAGCGUUGUAUAACAAGAUUGGGAAAUGAAGAAACAACAGAUUAUACAGUACGUUAUAAUUAUGAAUUAUUGGAAGAUCAAUUUGCCGGUUGGGUAUCAGGUAAUGAGAAGAAAAAAGGUAGUUCUGUUGAAAAAAGACCAUCAAAAAGUUGGCGUUUGUGGAUUAAUAAUUGUCUAAUGAGACGGCCUAAUUCCAUUUCAGUUGAACAAUCAGCUGAUCAACAAUCGACAACAUCAUUAUGGUCAUCAGAUGAACACAAACGUAACGUACUACAACAUAAUCAUCCAUUAUAUAUAAUGGCCAUUAGUGAAUGUGAAGAUUUAAUUAAAAGUGAAUUAGUUGAUCGUUUAAUACAACGUAAAUGGUCACAAUUUACGCGUUUGGUAUUCAUAAUAACAUUAACAUUUUAUUUAUGGUUUUUGGCUUGUUUUACGACCACAAUAUUAAAUGUAAAACAUUCCCAAUACUAUUAUUUUCUGCUCAAUUAUAACGUAACUGAUACAACAUGUGAAACUAUAGCGAAUCUAUUACAAAAUUCACAACAAAAUCCGUCUGCUGAUGGUUUAAAACAGCCAUCAGAUUAUGUUUUAAAAUAUAUGUUAUUAGGUCUGAUUGCAUUUCAUCUAUUCAAAUAUCUCUAUUUAAUUGUUCAACAUUGGCAAUAUGUACUUUUCAAAAUCAGUCUUUUAGAAUUAACAUCAUUAGCUUUGUGUUUGUACUAUUCACAAGAUUGGUAUUCAUGGCAAAUGAGUGUUAAACUAAGAUGUCCAGAACAAUGGUCAGUUGGUUUUGCUGUUGGUGAAAUUGAACCAAUGAUGAGUCGUGCAAAAUUUAAACGUAGUCAAUUAAGAAUUAUAUUAAUAAGUGAAUAUGAAGUUAUUAUGCCCUUGAAAUUAUUACAAUAUUUUGCGAAAAAAAAUAAAAAUGAAGUUGUACUACCACAUAAAACAAAAUGGUAUAACAAACCAUUUGAUGCAAUGAAACGAUUUUUUGAGGGUAAUAAAAAAAAAGAAUUCUGCGAUGAACAAACAACAAAUGAUUCUAAUCGAGAACAAUUAGAUAAUAUUGCGCUUGAUCAAGAAAAAACCAAAGAAGAUAUUCAGAAAAUACAAAAUGGUAUUAAAGAUAUACAAGUAUAUAUGAAACAAAUGAAUGAACAAAUAUGCUCGAAAUUUGAUAAGUUAAUUAAUGCAAAGAUGUCUUAA
This is a messenger RNA of Didymodactylos carnosus, 2964 nucleotides long. The record is from the annotation of a GenBank genome assembly. NCBI's taxonomy places the organism in Eukaryota, Metazoa, Rotifera, Eurotatoria, Philodinida, Philodinidae.